Molecule: messenger RNA, 2404 nt
Organism: Anas platyrhynchos (mallard)
Lineage: Eukaryota; Metazoa; Chordata; Aves; Anseriformes; Anatidae
Source: RefSeq, a predicted model, not a curated record
ACUCUGCUGUUGAGGUGAAACUGUCCAGAAGGGUUGCUGAGCAUUUCCAUUUUGGGGUAUAUGCAGCCUUCUCAGAGCUGGGAGCUGCACGCUGGUGUUCCUGGGACUUCUGGCUGCUUGUACUGCUGAUAAUGUUGCUUUGGUUUGUGAGACUUUACCUGCAUUACUGUAGCCAGUGGAUCUUCCUUAAGACCAUCUCUGUUCCAGUUACAAAAUUCCAGUUUUUCCCUCACACUGUUGAGCUGUGCUACCAGAACUCCUUGCUGCAGACCAGUGAAGAGUUGGUCAUGGUUGUUGUGGGACCCCUAACCUUGAACGCUGGGCUACUUCUUAUGGUCCUGAUCAAAUGGGGCUGUCAGCAGCUGUUUGAUUCAUUCCCUUCCUUCUUGUCAAAGUUUAUCAUAGCUCUGGGACUCUGGACAGUGCUGGACCCCUUGGCAGUGUUAGUAGUGGAUUCGUUCCUGGGGCGACUUGUGAACAGUGUAGAGAAACCCAUUGCUGAUGCUGCAAAGCUCUACUGGGCCUUUCUAAGAACAGAAGAGUCGGGGGUUCUCGGUGCUCUAAUCACUGUGAUGCUUUACACAGUCCUGUUCAUCAUCUCCUCGGCAGUGUUGUACCUUUACUUUCUAAGGCUACAUAAUGAAGGGUGGCUGUUGGAUCUAUUUCGACGCAUUCAUGGUGAAGAAGGUGCAUUCUUUGUUCCACUGGAUUUAGAGAUUUCCAGUCAGGAGCUGAGCUACAUUAUGAAAAGAGCUGAGCAGUGGAGAGGAAUCAAAGGUGAAAGACGGAUGGUGAGUGGCAAAGUGUGUUCAAGAAGAGUCUGUGAUGCACUAGUCCAAAUUAAUGCUUUGUAUUCCUGGAUAUUACCUGAAAGCACACAGAUAUACAAGAAAAUGAUUCUUAAGGACCUUAUUUAUUUAUUUGUUUGUUUGUUUAUUUAUUUAUUUUUGAUGGAGAAGCUAAGAAGCAUGUUCAGGAGAUUUUUGUGAGAAGGUUGCAUGUGCAUUGCCUGAACAUCCUGAGGGAUUACAGUCUGGUUAGCAUCCAAAGGCUUAACAGCAUCAGUGCCAUCAAAGAUUAUUUACGCCAUCUGUUGAUUUCUGACUGAGUCAUAGAGACUUACUAUAUGUUUAAAUGUCAGCAUCAUCCCAGAGAAGUUCUUAACCACCUGAGCAAGCUGGUAAGCCCCAUAGACAAGUCAAGUCUACUCCCAGCAAGGGCAUGAUUGGGGCCGCCCAGAGGAGGGACAUGAGUUCAGUGAGUUCGGAGGAAUGACAGCCACUGUUGCUCCUGGCCCUUUCUUGCCAGGACUGCGCAGAAGAGUGGGCUGAGUUGGAACUGUGCAGUGGGAGGUAAGAAAGGUCUGAGUUGGUCUGCACUACUUUGGUUAUCAAAACAACUCUGUUUUUCCAUUAGGACACUAAAAACUAGUCCCGUAUACAGACUUUAAACUGUGAUAUGCAGGAGAUAUAUUUAUACCUGUGUUUGCAAGUUGUCCAGUGUUGGUGUUCACAACCACAAGUAUGACUUCUGAUAUUAAUGGCUUUCAAAGAAUUGAAAAUAGCAGAAAAAACAGGGUCAGUAACCUGCAAGGCACGUGUUCUCUCUUGUUCUCCAAGUUUGCAUCAGCAUUGUUAAUUCCCAUGGGACUGUCAUAUAAAACAGCUCUUGGACAAUAAUUAAAGUGUUCAUCAACUGGAUUUAUAUGUCUGUGCCUCUGAGCACAAUGCUUUGUUCAGUAACUCUACUGCUUCAAGGUAAAAAUGAGCAAAUUCCAGUUAGGAAGGAAAUUAGCCCUCUUAAGCAUGUCUGAAUUCUUUUUCUUUUUUCUUUUUUUUUUUUCUUUUUUCCUUUUUUCCUUUUCCUUUUCCUUUUCCUUUUCCUUUUCCUUUUCCUUUUCCUUUUCCUUUUCCUUUUCCUUUUCCUUUUCCUUUUCCUUUUCCUUUUCCUUUUCCUUCUUUCCCACUGGAACAAGUGAUUUCAUGUUAGGGUCUGAGGGUCUGCAGGUUUUUCAAGUCACUAUAGCUACCUCUGAAAGAUCAGCAGUUUAUAUAAAUAUAUAGCCUCAGUUGUCACUACUAUAAACAUCUGACACAGCUGUAAUUAUUUUCCACUUUUUUGUGUGUGUGAUGACAGUUUGGACCCUGAAAGGAAAAAUAAAAAGGCGAAUGUACAAAUUGAAUGAAAAAGCAGAUACUCAGUAAGCUUAUUUUUUCCUGAAUUGCAGAAUACCAAGCUGCAUUUCAAUAGGGAAAGAGGGAAAGGGUUUAAAUGAGAGAGUAAGCUCCCACAGCCACCUGCCUCAGACAUUCCUGCUUUUUAUAUGUAUAGCACUUUUUUUGCUUUACACUAGUAAGCUAAACAAACUACCCCCCCCCAAAAAAAAAGAAAAAAAAAAAAAGAA